This is a messenger RNA of Drosophila innubila, 1476 nucleotides long. Its product is annotated as facilitated trehalose transporter Tret1. NCBI's taxonomy places the organism in Eukaryota, Metazoa, Arthropoda, Insecta, Diptera, Drosophilidae. The record is from RefSeq and is a predicted model, not a curated record. The transcript has 6 exons. Gene Ontology annotation, cellular component: membrane. Gene Ontology annotation, biological process: transmembrane transport; carbohydrate transport. Gene Ontology annotation, molecular function: sugar transmembrane transporter activity. Bases 51 to 1439 code for a protein of 462 amino acids.
ACUUUCUUAAUAUUAUAGUUCGGUUUGUAAAUGAGACAUCUGUAGUCAAAAUGUUGACAAAACUCAUAGAGCGUCCAAACUGUCUUCUAAAUCAAAGGAAUCGCUAUCAAUUGCUGACCACACUGCUGAUUAAUUUAAUUUGCAUUACUCAUGGGAUUAACAUUGGUUGGUUUUCACCAACUAUGCGAAAGAUGCAAACACCCGAAUCUCCCCUUAGUUUUCCGGCCAGUGUCACUGAAGUCUCCUGGAUUGGAUCAGCCUUAGGCUGUGGUGCCAUGGUGGGUAAUGCUCUCAUUGGAUUGAUACUUCCUUAUGUUGGCAGCAGGUUCUGUCUUCUCUUCGUGGCCCUUCCUCAAACAUGCCUCUGGUUCUUGGUCUAUUUUGCCGAAAGCGUUGAAUAUCUUUAUGUGGGACGCUUUCUAGCAGGCAUCUCUAGCGGCGGCAUGUAUAUUGUUCAUUCCAUGUUCCUCAGCGAAAUUUCAGAUGCCAAAAUUCGUGGAACCCUCGGAGCUAUGGUGAUGCUAUCUGUGAAUAUAGGCAUACUUCUAGGCUACAUUAUGGGCACACAUAUUUCCUUCAAUAUUACACCUUUUAUAGUUUUAAUUUUUCCGCUUAGUUACUUUAUAUUUACGUUAUUUUUUAUUCGGGAAUCUCCUGUGCAUCUCAUAAGAAAAGGAAAGUUGUCAGCUGCUGAGAAAUCUUUCAGAUAUUAUAAGAAUAUCCAGGAUACUAGUCAAGCCUCUGUAAUAUCAGAAUUCGAGGAAAUGAGAAAGAAACUGACUGAGGAUGAAAAAUUACUUCAUAACGUUACCAUCAAAGACUUUUUCUCCAGAUCGGCAUUUAAGGCCUAUGCUCCAGCAGCGGUUCUUCUAAUUGUAAACCAGUUUAGUGGACUCUUCGCAAUGGUCAGCUACAUGUCAGACAUAUUCGAUAUGUCUGGGAGCACCAUGGAUCCCGAUACCUGUACCAUUAUCAUUGGCAUAGUGCAAAUUCUGGGCACGUAUGCAACGACACUGCUAUGCGAUAUUUCGGGGCGCCGAAUUCUUCUCGUCGCCUCUUCGGGUGGUGUGGCUGUCAGCCUCACAGGUUUCGGGUUCUUUACCUACUUUGCAACCUGGUACGAUUUGAAGGAAUGGAGCUGGGUUCCCCUCGUACUUAUGUCUCUCUGCAUCUUUAUGGGAAAUAUCGGACUCGUUGGUUGCUUUUUUAUGGUCUUAGUCGAAUUGUUUCCCCUUAAGAUACGAGCGAGGGCAACAUCAAUAGCCGUUGUUAUAUGCGGAUCGUUUGUCUUUAUAAUGCUCAACAUACUUCCACUGUGUAUGGCUCUAUGGGGUCUACCGGCUACGAUGUGGUCGUGUGCGGCAAUAACAACAUGUGGCUUUAUUUAUUUUGCAUUGUUUUUGAAGGAAACAAAAGGCAAAUCAAUGCUUGAAGACUGAUGUUAUCAGUUAAUAAAAAAUAUUCAUACAAAAUUAA